Messenger RNA from Cooperia oncophora, 1863 nucleotides. Lineage: Eukaryota; Metazoa; Nematoda; Chromadorea; Rhabditida; Trichostrongylidae. The record is from the annotation of a GenBank genome assembly.
AUGACGAGUGUCGCAAGUUCGAAGGCGAUGGCAUUAGUAAAACCUACAAGUUGUUUGCUUCCCCCUUGCGCAACCGAUUACUUUCAAAAUGAAAGCCAUACCACCUUCUCCACUAUAUGCGCUAAUCCCGAUUUCUGCUCGAAAUUCCAAUCUGCUACUAAGCCCAUCAUUAUUGGGGAAUCCUCACUGCUGGCCGGUGGGUGCUGUUUUGAGCGUAGCAAUAAUUGCCUAUCUCGCAAUGCUUAUCAUCAUCAUGCCCAUCUGGCUGCUCAUAUCACUCAUCAGGCCGAAGCACACGCAACCCCCAGCUCAAAUCCAAGUAAACUGGCAACAGCACAUCGCACGCUGAAAGCGCAACACCCCAUUUCUGGAGCGCAACACCUCUUAGCGCGACAAUCCCGGGGGCAACAGCGUGCCAGCAUGGCUUUCACAAGGCAUGCGACUGACAUAGUCUGCAACCAGGAUGCUGUUUGCAGCUAUGAAUUCAGCAGGGAACUGCUGUUUAAUAGAAUACAAACGCAACAUUGCAUAGAAAUGCGUUUGCAGAACAAAACUGUAGGAUUACUCAAAGUAAAAAUUACAGCUGUACACUUUGUUUGCUCGAAAGUCUCGAAAUUUUUCACCAAAAGCACAGAGCUCAGAGUUUACUCUAGCGUUAGAUGUGCUCAGGCGGGUUCCUGCCACGGAAACGUAUGCGAUCAAACUCGCCGUAACGAAACCGUCUCCGAGCUGUCCAGAGCAAGAAAGUACCCAGGAUAUUCGGGAUGCCAGUACACCUGUGGAGGCUUAAGUUGUGGAUGCUUUCUAGCGUCCCCUUCAUGCACCUUCUAUAAGGUUGCCCAUGUACCCAUCACGAAAGAUAUAUUCGAGGUCAUCGAAUGCAGAGAUUGGGUCCCAAAUGUUCAAAUAGAACUGGAAACCACCCUUUUCGGGAAGACUGAAAAGGGAAGCCUCAUUUUGGAGCCGUAUGUAACCUCAACAUUUGGCAAUUUUAACAUUACAGCUGUAUCAGUACAGAAGCCAACACUAUCAGUGCUUGGUAAAAGAUUCGCCGUGUCACUGAACAAGUCUAUGAUCUUACCAGAUCAAUUCACCGUACCGGUCGAAUGCUCCACAUACGAAGAUGCACUCACAAACUUCCGCGAGUGCGUCAAUAAAAUAAUCUGUGACUGUAACACGGGCUGGACCAAGCACCACUGCCACUGUCCAGAAACGUCACUUCGACAAAUAGGGGCCGACAGUGACCACCUUUUGCCGCUAUGGAAAUACGCAGUACUGGCAGCGAAAUAUUCGCUAGUUCAGCUGAAGUUGAAACCACUUCGAAAUUCCUCAGAAAGUGUCAAUUUCGCUGACGAUGAAAAGUGCACGGUAUCCCUCAGUAGCUUAACAGGGUGCUAUAGCUGCAUACAAGGUGCGGCAAUUACCACGCAGUGCAAAACCAAAGACCCCACAAAAGUUACCGUAGUCUGUGGACAUCAUUCAUUCUCCAUAGAAUGUGGUUCCACAAGUCCGCAAACCAGAGUCAAGCUCAGUUACGACUACGCAAUGGUUUCCCAAAACUGCGUUGUCGAAUGUGGAAAUGAGAAAAUUACUCUACCACUGAACGGUACUCUUCUAUACCACGUUGAAAAACACGAUUCGGUGUUCGAUUUCAACCAUGAGCACUAUGAAAAACAAAGCUUUAUAACAUCGCUAUCAGAAAUCAAAAUACCCGAUAUGGGUCCCUUAAUGGACACCAUUCGCGCCCACUGGAAGCUAGCCAUCGCCUCUGCAACAACUGUUCUAAUAUUAGCAGCUCUAUCCUAUCUAUUUGGGCCACUAAUCUUAAUUACCGCAGCAGGUUGUUCUCUUCAGCAUCAUUAG